CUUCAGCCAGCAGUGUCAGUGGGAAAUGUUGGUCAAUUGGCAAUAGAUCUAGUGAUUUCCACACUCAACAUGACUAAAGUUGGUUACUUCUACACUGAUUGCCUGGUGCCCAUGGUUGGAAACAAUCCUUAUGCAACAGCAGAAGAAAACUCAGUGGAGCUGAGUAUAAAUGCUGAAGUGUAUUCAUUACCUUCAAAGAAACUUGUAGUUCUGCAGAUCAGAUCACCUUUUAUAAAGAACAAGUACAGGCCAUUCUGUCAAACACUGCUUUCUUGGGUGAAAAACAGCAAAUGUGCCAGAGUUGUUCUCCUGUCUAGCAGCCAUGCAUACCAGCGCGAUGAUGAGCAACUUCUUGGGACACCACUACGCUACCUACUUACACCUGAUCUUGAGAAAGCAGUUGAAGGCCUUAUGAAGGAGCUAAACUGGAAAGAAAUGGAAAAAGUAGCAGCUUACCCUGGAAUAAAUGAUACAGAAAAAGUUCUGCAUAUUCCUGGAGGUGGCAUCACAAAACUAUUAUUCACUGAGAGCUGUUCAAAAGGAAUCCAAAUGGCAGUUCUUCUGAAAUUCUGCUCAGAAGGGGACAACAUCCCUGAUGCGUUUGCUCUUGUUAACUAUCUUAAUGAAUGGCUCCAGCUAAUUAAAAGCGAUAGCAACAAUUCCACAGAUCCCUCUACACAAUGGAAAAUGCCAAGUUCUUGGCGCUUGCUUUUUGGCAAUGGUCUUCCACCUGCACUCUUCUGAUCGGUUUUGAAUUCUUCUCUAAGUCCCAUGUGCAGCCUCAAACGUCCCUUGAGAAGGUGAUUACAUAAUAAUUGCCAAGCAACAGCAGCUCAAUUUGUUGUGUAUAUAAAUUCUUUUAUUUAAGAAAAAUUCCUUUCACAUAUGUGGGUAGCUAAAGAAAUUAAGGUAACUUUCACAAAUUGACCAAAGAAAUAUGUUUUGUACAGUUGUUUAUCAAUUAACUUUGGUUGAAUUUUUUUUCUAAUAAAGUAUUUUUUAAAAAAA
This is a messenger RNA of Balearica regulorum gibbericeps (East African grey crowned-crane), 1008 nucleotides long. The record is from RefSeq and is a predicted model, not a curated record. Lineage: Eukaryota; Metazoa; Chordata; Aves; Gruiformes; Gruidae.